Messenger RNA from Capra hircus (goat), 3103 nucleotides. It is a transcript of the gene GCH1, whose product is annotated as GTP cyclohydrolase 1. Gene Ontology annotation, cellular component: cytoplasm. Gene Ontology annotation, biological process: tetrahydrobiopterin biosynthetic process; tetrahydrofolate biosynthetic process. The record is from RefSeq and is a predicted model, not a curated record. Bases 183 to 932 code for a protein of 249 amino acids. Gene Ontology annotation, molecular function: GTP binding; zinc ion binding; GTP cyclohydrolase I activity. The transcript is spliced from 6 exons. NCBI's taxonomy places the organism in Eukaryota, Metazoa, Chordata, Mammalia, Artiodactyla, Bovidae.
AUAAAAAGGAGGCGACACAGCACUCUUCUGGCUCGCCUGUUCCGGACUCGGAACGUGUUGCUGGCUCCAGGCCGGCCUACCUACCUCAGGUGACUCGGGUCACAGCCCAUUCCCCGCCCGGGAAGUUCACCUGAAGUCCCUCACGCACCCGAGGGUCCUUCCGGAGCGGCAGCAGCGGGUCCAUGGAGAAGGGUCCGGGGCGAGUGACGCUGAAGUCGCGGGGCGCCAGGUGCAGCAAUGGGUUCCUCGAGGGGGAGCCGCCGCGACCCGGGCCAAGCCCGCCCGCGGAGAAGCCGCCGCGACCGGAGAGCAAGAGCGCCCAGCCGGCGGACGGCUGGAAGGGCGAGCGGCCCCGCAGCGAGGAGGACAACGAGCUGAACCUCCCCAACCUGGCGGCCGCCUACUCGUCCAUCCUGCGCUCGCUGGGAGAGGACCCCGAGCGGCAGGGGCUGAUCAAGACGCCCUGGAGGGCGGCCACGGCCAUGCAGUUCUUCACCAAGGGCUACCAGGAAACCAUCUCAGAUGUCCUAAAUGAUGCUAUAUUUGAUGAAGACCAUGAUGAGAUGGUGAUUGUGAAGGACAUAGACAUGUUUUCCAUGUGUGAACAUCAUCUAGUUCCUUUUGUUGGAAAGGUCCAUAUCGGUUAUCUUCCUAACAAGCAAGUUCUUGGCCUCAGCAAACUUGCUCGGAUUGUAGAAAUCUACAGUAGAAGAUUACAAGUUCAGGAGCGCCUUACGAAACAGAUUGCCGUAGCAAUCACAGAGGCCUUGCGACCUGCUGGAGUGGGGGUCGUGGUUGAAGCAACACACAUGUGUAUGGUAAUGCGAGGAGUGCAGAAAAUGAACAGCAGAACUGUGACCAGCACGAUGCUGGGGGUGUUCCGGGAGGACCCGAAGACCCGGGAAGAGUUUCUGACCCUCAUCAAGAGCUGAGCCUCAGCUUGUACCACAUGGUUUACAGAUCGUGCAGCUAGAAGCAUUGUUUUGUCUGGUCUUAAUUGUUCGUACAUUCCACUUCCAGUUGUUACAGAUGUGAACUCUCAUCUUUGUCAUUAAUUGUAUUUAAUAAUUAUUUAUAGCAAGUCAAAUAAAAGUAAUUAAUUAAGGGGUGAGCCCUGUAUUUUCUUCUUGCCACCUUUUAGUGGCAACAUCCAAGAAAACUGCCAAUAGUGUAAGUUGCGACCCCAUGGACUAUAGCCCGCCAGGCUUCUCUGUCCCUGGAAUUCUCCAGGCAAGAAGACUGGAUUGGGUAGCCAUUCCCUUCUGCAGGAUAGUAUAAGUUACUUGUAUAAAACCACUGCCUUUCAGGUAACCUGAGGGUGCUAGGAAGGGAGAAGGAUUCAUAUGUUUUGUUCAGAGUAUGGUAAUUUGAUUCAGAAGCAUAGGAAUGUUGGGAAUGGGAGAAAAUUAUGGUCAAUAUGUUUAUUUUACCCUCUCCAAACAAAAAUGGUGUCGUGCUUGAAAUAAUUUUAUAUACACUGUGCAGCAUUGCUCUGCAAAUUCAAAAUCCAAAAGGCUCCAUUUUAAUCAUGAUUAUUUAACCGCCAAUGAUACUUUAUUUUUUAUAUAUUUUUAAAACUAUCCAGUUGUAACAUAUGUCACCAAGGGAAGGUAGUGGAAUAUCUAGGUAUUUUAAUUUCACUAUGAGUUAAAAAGGCAAUUUCUACCUUCUAUUCUUUUUAAAAUUCAAGUACAGGAAAUUAGUUCCUGGAGUUGUUUACGAGUAUAUUCUCAUGUCAAUAUACAGGGAUUUAGACAUUUAACUCUCUGUGCCUUGAGGAGAAUAUCACACCAUUUAGAGUGUAGAUACCUUUGCCUUUUUUUUUAAGCCAUUAUUUUGUAAGACUUAGUCCUGACGUUGAAAAUAACUAGCUAUCACAGUUCUACCUUUUCAUUUUUCUUGGGAGCUUACUCUGUGAGUUCCUUGUAGAUGCCUCAAAAAAAUUUUUUUUAACCUAUCAAAUAUUUUUCUAAGUAUUUACAGAAACUUUUAAAAGUGUCCAUCAUUUUCAGGUUUGCAGAACCAUAGCUUCCGUGAACAUGAGAGAAUGCAGAUUGCACUGUGAACUGUUUUGAGCUCUGUCCCAUGUCUAAUGAAAGCGAUUUUGUUGGUGUCUGUGAAAACGCACCAUCAUUUUCUGGAAUGAGUGUAAAAUACUGGAAACUGGUAUACUAGUUUCCCGUGUGGCCCAAGUGGAUCUUAUCUUUGGUGUGACUGUUCAAGUGGGAUAGGUCUUUUAGUCCAGGAAGCUGCUGCCUUAUUAAUGAUUAUCUUAAAAUUUCCUCCACUGGGGCAGUGUGGGCCAAAUCGAAACAAACAACAACAACUAAAAAUCCCAACUCUCUGCAAAAACAAACACGGUUAUUCCAUGGAGAAGUCUCUGACAUGGAGAAGGCUGACACUGUGCUCUUCAAAUUUAUCCUGUUACCUUAACAAGGAUUAACUACAUGCUUGCUGCAACUCUGGCAGUUCUGUCUCUGCCACUCUGAUGCUAUUUGGCUUAUGCAAGGGCAAGAUGGCAGAGGUGUUUUUUUUUUUUUUUAAAUUUUAACUCUUCCCUACUUCUAGUUCCUUUAUUUUUUCUAUAUUUGGAGUUUCUAAAGUAGUUUGGUGGUUGAUUCUGAGUUCCUUUUAAAAUCUAACCUGAUAUAGACAUUAUCCUGCUUAACAUUUAGACAGAGAUAGAAUUAACAUUCAUCUCAUGCUUAAUAUUUUGAAGUUUUUAGAGCUGUGACUUGGAGGACCAAAGAAAUUGUUAGCUGUUUAUUCAUCUUCCUGAAAUCAAUUGUAUUCCUUUCUAACUCUUUAUUUUAAGAUUCCCUAGAAGUGUUCUCAUAAAAGUUUAAAAUAUCCAUGGUAUCAGUCUAGAGUAUUGGUAAAUGCAGAGUAACUACCUUGUCUGUUUUACUCUGGUCUGUAAGUUAUUCAAAAUUACCUUUUCGUAUCCGUGGCCUUGAGUUCAUUUUGGGAGCAUUUAAGAAUCUGAUGCAUUUAAAUACACUGUUCAAUUUAAUUGUUCAACUUUUAUGUAUGGUGUAUAUUGUUCCUGAAGUUGGUUUUAUUUAAAUUAUUAAACUGUUAUGACUUUGUUCUUGUGAAAAUA